AUGUUCAAGCUCGCCGCUGUCGCAUUUGCCUUAUUUGCUUCUUGUGAUGCCUUUGGAUUCGGUUUAGGAGGAGGUGGUGGAGGCGGUUGUUGCCCACCACCACCAUGCUGUCCACCACCAGUAUCAUCAUGCGGAGGAGGAUGUCCUCCACCACUACCAUGUGGAGGCGGAGGUGGCGGAUGCGGUGGAGGAGGCGGUGGUGGCUAUGCCGCUCCCCUACCAGUCUAUGCUCCUCCUCCUCCUCCAUCAUACCCAUCAGGUGGCUACGCAACAGGCGGUAGCUACUCAUCAGGAGGUGGCUACUCAUCAGGAGGCGGUGGCUACUCAUCAGGAGGUGGCGGCUACUCAUCAGGCGGCGGCUACUCAUCAGGUGGUGGCUCAUCUGGUGGCUACGCUGGAUCCAACGGUGGUGGUUACGCAUCAUCAGGAGGCGGCUACGCUGUUGGAAAGUAG
Strongylus vulgaris is the source of this 453-nucleotide messenger RNA. The record is from the annotation of a GenBank genome assembly. Lineage: Eukaryota; Metazoa; Nematoda; Chromadorea; Rhabditida; Strongylidae.